Molecule: messenger RNA, 4753 nt
Organism: Raphanus sativus (radish)
Lineage: Eukaryota; Viridiplantae; Streptophyta; Magnoliopsida; Brassicales; Brassicaceae
Exons: 3
Coding region: 213-4397 (1394 amino acids)
Source: RefSeq, a predicted model, not a curated record
CGUCUCUCUCUCUCCCCCAAAUUUUUUUUUUUUCAUUUCAUUUUUCCCUGUCUACGUCCAUGACUUGUUUUAGGGCUAACGAAGUGAUGAAAAAUUGUUGAAUUAUAUCGCAUUUGAUCUCUAUUUCCUCCACGAUCUGUUCCCUCGUAACCUCUUGAUUGAACUCGUAUUAGGAAACAAAUUAACAACCUGGAGAAGAGGAAGAAGAAAAGAUGAUGAGUGAUCGGUCGGAGCUCAGAGUCCACGCACGGAGAUCGUUUGACGUUAUGAUCAAAACCUCCUACAGAUGGAUCUGCGAUCAUCCCUUCCUCCUCGGCUUCGUUGCGUUUUUGUAUCUCCUCCAAAGAACAUGUCCUUUCCUCUUCUCCGCCUUGGUGGUUGCGUCUCCCGUUUUGGUAUGCACUCUCGUUCUGCUGGGAACGAUUCUGAGCUUCGGAGAGCCGAACGUGCCUGAGAUCGAGAAGGAACAGAAGCCGGAGACCGUCUACGAGGCUGCUCCUUUUCGAACCGAGGUUUCCAGGGAUCCUUCUUCUUCUACUGUUGUUGUUGACAGAGGUGAGAGUUUUAACGUGGAGAGGUUUGUGGGGAGGGAGAAAUUAGAAGAUGUGGUUUUGGAUGGGAAGGAUGUUGCUGAUGGUUUGGUGGAGAAUCUUCUGAGCGAGGUUGAUGACGAUGGGAGGCCUUUUGAUUAUAGGCCUUUGGUUGAUGAGAGUCUCGACGAGGUGGUGAAACGUGAUAGUCACGUGAGGUUUGAGGAGAGAGCUUUUGUUGUGGAUUCUUCGGAUAAUAAGAGGAGAGAUGGAGGAGAAGAAGAAGAGAAGUUAAUGGGAAAGGAAGAUCAGAUGGAUGUAUCUCCAGUUUCGCCUUGGAGACCGAUGAGGCACGAGGAGGACGAGGAUGAUGACGCUGAUGACUCGCUUGAUUCUGGUUCAGAUGGUGCCGAGAGCUCUUCUCCUGAUCCUUCUAUGACUGACAUCAUCCCCAUGCUUGACGAGCUUCAUCCGCUUUUACACACGGAGGAUUCAGGCCGUGGUGGUGGUGUUGCGGAUCUGGAAGGAUCGGAUGCGGCUUCGGAGGGGCCUCACAGGAGUAGUAGUGAUGACGAAGGGAUGGAGAGUGAUGUUGACAGUGAAAGUCAUGGAGAGGAAGGAGACAACGAGAACGAAGAGGAUGAUGAAGAAGAAGAGGAAGAGGAAGAAGAGGAGGAGAAGAAGGAAGAGAAGGAUGAUGAAAGCAAAUCAGCUAUCAAGUGGACAGAGGCUGAUCAGAAAAACGUUAUGGAUCUAGGAACUCUCGAGCUCGAAAGAAACCAACGGUUGGAGAAUCUUAUUGCAAGGAGAAGAGCUCGUCACAAUAUGAGAAUGAUGGCUGAGAAGAAUCUGAUUGAUUUUGAUAGUGCUGAGAUUCCCGUUAAUAUGCCGCCAAUCUCAACUGCAAGGAAUCCGUUUGAUCUUCCUUAUGAUCCGUACGAUGAUAUGGAUAUACCUGGCUCUGCUCCGUCCAUUAUGUUCGCUAGGAAAAAUCCAUUUGAUUCUCCAUUUGAUCCAAAUGAAGAGAAGCCAGACGUAGUCAAGGGUGAAGGUGGUUUUGAGGAAGAGAUCUCGUCUCAACAGCCGAAGGAUCAAGUGUUCAGAAGACAUGAGAGUUUUAGCGUUGGUCCAUCGAUGCUCGGAGGUCCCAGGCAUGACAGGCUGCGUCCUUUCUUUGUGCUGGAAAGAUUAGCAAACGAGGGAACGAGCUAUUAUCCGUAUGAAAGGCAGCUCAGUGAAGUUAGUGAAUCAAAAGUCAGUUCUGUUCCUGAUACUGAAUCUGUGUGUACAAUCCUGGAGGAUGACGAAAAGAAAGUGGAUGAACAGGAUGGUGAUAGAGAUACUGAUAUCUCCAAGGCUUCUGACCGUGAUGAAGAAAAAAUGCAUUCGGCUUCUGACAAUGAUGAAGAGAAAACUCAUUCAGCUUCUGACCAUGAUGAAGAUAAAAGCCAUUCUUCAGAAGAUUCCGAUUUUGAUGAACAAGGUGAUGAUAGCAGAAAUCUUCUUCAUCAUGAUGUGGCUGAGAUAAUACUUGGAAGUCCAGAAGCAAACCAUGAGGAAACAAACAUGACGGAAGGAGAAACUUCUGAUAAGUCAAAACAUGAUGAAGAGGAAUCCAGUGAUAGCGAUUCAUCCUUAUCAGAGACAGAAGAAGAGAUGGGGGAUACUAGUGAGAAUGAAGCAAUGAUGGUUCCUGAGCAGAAAGGUGAUCUUCAUGAAGAAGAAGCAGGUACUUCUUCUUCCCAGCCUUCUUUUGGAGGAUUAGAAAUCCAUGUUCCAAGAGGGGUGGAUGAUGAUGAUUAUAACAACGAUGUAGCGCCUGCUUUCAUCACUGCACGCCCCUCGCUGGAGGACUUAGCAAGUCAUGAUCUUUCUGGUUUGGUUGAGGACCACCACGUAGAACCUGUUUACGAUACGAGCCCUCGUUCUGGCAGUAGGUUCCCAUCGUUUUCUUCCGUGUCGUCUGAUUACAAACCGGACCUACCUGGAAAGAGUGUGGAAGAAGUACAGGAAAAUGCAGAUGAGACUGAGAGAAGUACAAGGGAAGUAGGAGAGACUAGCUCACUUGUUGCAGGAGAGGUUCUCAUUGGGGAGGUUGGAACUGAUGGUCAAAACAAUUCAACGGAAUCUGAGGAAGUAUUAUCUUCAGAGAUGCUUGAAGAACAUCUCCCAGCUGCGCCUACAAGUUCACCUUUGGGAUAUGGCGACACGAGGGAGCAUGUGUCAACACUGGAAGAAUCACCUGAUGUGGUACAUGACAUAGCUGAAACUUCAGUAAACAGAUCAGUUGGUGAAGGCAUAAUGGACGAGGAAGAGGAUAAACAAAAGGAUGAAGCAACUCCUCAAACAUUCAAUGCAGACAUCCCAAUAGACAGUUACUCCACUUUGUCUUCUGGAGCAGUUGAGUACGCUGAGACGCAUUCAUUUAACGACGAAGAUGUUUCGCAGUCGGAACAAGAUCCAGUUCAGUCAUCAGUUCCCAAUCAAACUAUGGAUAUUGAAGUAGACUCUGUGAAUGCUAGUGUCCAAAAUGUGGGAUCCGGAGAAACGACUCCUUAUGAAUCAGAUAGAGAACUGACUUGGUCUGAUAAAUCUGUGGUAGAACAAUCAUCAUCACCUGAACAUGGUGAAGAUCAAGUACCAGCUCGUGCAGCUCCGGUUAGUGUGGUCUUUUCUCGCAACAUCACUUUCCACGAGUACCAUGAUGCUCCUGAGGAUACAGCCGAUUUAUCUUGUUUGACAUCUGACACAUCCUCAUCUCCAGCAGAGUCUCCCGAGUACAAAACACCUAUGGUUGGUGAAGGCUCAGGGGCUGAGUUCUUCCAAGCGACUGUUUACGACGAGCUUGACCAUGUGGUGGAGCGAUUAGAUCAGCUUACGGAUUUACAUGCAAUAUCUCAGACUCCUCCAGAAGUAAUCACUGAAGAGGCAGACGAGAUCAAAGAGAUCGAUGAAGGAUUGUUGUCUGAGCUUGACACGAUUGGAGACUUCAGUGUUAAGGAGGUUGUGACAGAUUCUGAGCCUGGGCCAUCUUCGAUAGGAUCAGACACUGCCAACGAACUGAUGGAAGCUCUGCCUGUUUUGGAAGCGAGAUCUGUUGAAGACAUACAAUCUGCUUUCCAGCAGAUCCAUGAAGGGUCUGAGGUUGAGGAUGUUAUUCUCCCUAGUACCGUUCAAGACCAGUUGGCUCAAGAGAAUUAUGGAACCGAGUCAAACUUUACAGUUGUGGAAGCUACUUCGAAGGAUGAUCUAGAUACUGCUAUGAACCAGGCUGUUGAAGAGAGCAUGGGCAAGCAGCCAAAGUCACCAGAGUCAGAAGGUGUCUCUGGAGAAAUCAUGAGUGCAGUAGAAACCGAAUCACCAGGGUCUUCAGUUGAAGAAAGGUCUGUUGAUGAGACAAAUGUUCUUCUGAACAACACACCUGAAGAAGAAGAAGAAAAAGAGGACAGUAGACCAGAAGAGGCAACCACAUCCGAUGUACCGUCUAUCGAAACCCGAUCAAUGGAGGAAAUCCCAAAACCUUCUGAACCAAAAGAGAGGAUGGCAAUGGAAGUAAUCUCUGAGAGAGUGGUGAUUCCCGGAGAAGGUAUUGAGUCUAGUAAUGUAACACUAAGGGAUGAAGUUGUGACUGAGGAAGCACCAAAAGCUGAGACCUCAAGCAACGCUGAUGUGAUUGAAACGAGUCAUGAGUCCAAAGAAACUGCUAAAACUUCAGAACAAGAAGGAAAGACAGAGAAGAAGGAGAAGGAGAAGAAGGAGAAGGAGAAGAAGGAGAAGAAGGAGAAGAAGAAGGAGAAGAAGGAGAAGAGUUCCAAAUCUUCAAGCUCGAGCUCAAGCUCAAGCUCUAGUUCGAGUGACUCAGACUGAAAAAUGGAAGGGUAAUGCAUCUCAACUCAAGUAAAUAUAUGUUUGUUACGCGGUAAUGAUUGACACUUCUGGUUUUUGUGUGUGUUUCAUCAGACUGUGUGCUCUGUUUUAAAAGGGGCAAGAAGAAGCCGCUUAUCAUUUCUCCUUUUUGUUGGUUUUUGUCUGUCUGUGUUUUCCUCAUUUCUCUUGCUUUCAGCUUUCAUAUUUAUUGAUUUGAUUGAUUUGUAUCUCUUGAUACUAUUUUGAGGUUUGUCAGGGUUUUUGGUUUGUGACUUCAAAUAUUCAGUUCUGAAUUAUUUUGUAUUGAACAUGGGAAGUGAGAACUGAGAAAAGUGUGUUGCUGCUUGGCUUUUUUC